AGAUAAUUGCCAAAAUUCGAAAAUUGAUACUACAAGCUGAAGUUAAUCUGAUUCAAAAAGUAAAAGUUGUUUUGAAUAAAGAAUAACAAGUGAUCAAUUGGUAUUUUCAAACUGAAUAUACUACUGCAAUACUGUUUAAUUGUCAGAAAAGGCUUUGCAGUGUAUAAGACGGUAUAUCAAUAUUUUCUUAGAUCAAAGAAAAUGACAAUGUGAUUACAGCGGACUUAAGAAAUUCACAAAUAGGAAUGAAGUGGACCUUAAUAGAACAGUUAAUUCUAUACACGGAGUUUUUAUUGAGUAUCUAAAACAAACCUGGGACUUCAGAAUGAAACAAACUUGCCACUUUGAUAUUAGCAAGCAAGUGUGAACAAUUCACAGUGCAUACUAGUUGAAUAUUGUUAUAAAUAAGCACAGCACAAAACCAUGGAAACAUGCACAAUAACUGUGAUGGACAUGUUGAAACUGUGAACUCAAAUAUGAAUUAAUGACCAUAAGACUGAGAUCACGUGGAAAAAUGAGCAAAAAACGCACUAAAUUGUUGGAGACGGUUAUAGAAGAUUUAGAUGGAGAGAGGGGGCCCGGGGGAGGUCACAUAGAGGGCGUUCGGCGGCGAACCAGAACCGGACCUGGGAAGGCAAGGAAAAAAUCGCCGAGUAAAACGUUAGUAGUAAAAAUACCGACUGGAAAUAAGGACAUUGAUAACAGUAAGGUAAUUAUUAAAGGUAAUGCCGCGGCCAGCAAUGGACCUAAGGAAACGGUCACCGAUACUAGUGAUAUUCAGGAAAAAUUAGCAAAAUCCGAUGCCAAUAACAAUCAGGAAGAAGCCGUAAAUGGCUAUAUUCAGACACCGGGGCAAGACUCAUCAAAUGAUACCGGAAAGGUUUCAACGGAAAAGUCGCAGGAUGCGGUGUAUGGAAUGUUUACCAGGACGAAUACCGAACGAUCUUUGUUCAGUACCGACACGAAUGCUAGUGGAAGUGUUUCUUUUUCCGAUCCUGCUAAAAAAUCAUCGGAUACUUUCCUAACGCUCCCCAAAAGACCCAAAUCUGUUGGAGGAUGGACAAAGAGAGAACUUGACUUAUUUCUUCCACGCAAAACAUUUUUCAGUGUGCAUGACAAGACUCUCGAAGUUGCGGGGUUAGACACGAAAUCUGAGGAGGAGAGAAAUCGCACACCGGACUGGAGAGCCUUAUUGCGCAUGCACACCAUGGAUGAACUUCACCCCCCAAAAAAUGAUAAAACGGAGGAGAAAGCAUCAUUUUUUGUACACAAACCCGACUCCGACGACGAGGAGGGACAAACGUCUCUAGAUACUAUUGAAACAGCUGUCGGUAGCAAGGAUCAUGCGAGUCACUCCGCCAAAAAGGUUAAAGCCAAGAAACUUGCCAUGCAAGUCAACAGCGACAAAGAGGAAUACAAGCCUUUACUAGAUUACCUGAAGCACAUUCACGAAAACCCGGAUGAGUACAUUAAUAUGUCUAAAUAUACUCAUAAAAACACUGACCACAAACACCCGGACACAAUGGUUCGCCUGGGUCGUGCAUUCCGUCGAGGCCAUCACGGAGCUGUCCGAAACAACAUAUUUUUACAUGCAAUAGCCGGGCUGAAACCGAAAUGUGCCGAUACAGCAACCAGUAGCCAACGAACAAUUCGAGGGGACAAUGUGGGCACUAAGAAGGCCACAGAGAACAUCACCAGCUCUAUGACCAACAUUUCUAGCGACAAAACGGCCGCGCAGGACGACACGGAAUUGGAAAAGCUGAAGAAAAAGGCGGAGACGCUGAUGCAUAAGAUGUCGACCCAACAUUUUAUGAAGGCAAAGGAACUAGCGCUCCGUGAGCUUGGGGAGGAGGACUUGAACAUCUCCAAGUGGUGGAUCGCCUUCCAAUCGUGCCACUACCUCCGCAUACCAAAGUACUUCGACGGCACCGCUUAAACAACCCCAUCAUCAUCGGCUGUCUCCAUCGUCAAUACUAAGUGGAAUUAUUGUAUUGCUGUCGAACACCCUACCCAUCUUCAUUCCCAUCCCCACAUUCAAACCGUCGCAUAGAUUUGAUUUAAAGGCGUACAGAUAAACAAAUUUUAUUAAUCAUUAAAAGUGCUAGUCAACCGAAUGUCCAAUACCAUUGAAAUAUGCAACUUUGCCGGUACUAUUUUAACUUGUCAACAUGAUACUUAUUAAGUAUUAAAUAAAUUAAUUUUCGGGUGGGGGGGGGGGGGCACUGAUACUUACAUGUAUUUUCAUGUCACUAUGGAUUACUUGUGAUAUCAACUAUUCUUAAUCGUCUAUAAUUGGUGUAAUUGAAUGUGUUUUGUGCCAUAAUUGAAAAAUUGCCACUUAAUGAAAGUUACGACGUGAACUGAUGCAAUUCGUGGUAACAGUACUUUUUCUCAUUUCUAUAUUAUCAUGUAUUGCACACAAAAAACUAUCAUGAAUAUUAAAUCUUUACAUAAAAACCUUCUCUAUUUAUUACAGGAAUAAAAUUUAAUUGGUAUA
Molecule: messenger RNA, 2497 nt
Organism: Mya arenaria
Lineage: Eukaryota; Metazoa; Mollusca; Bivalvia; Myida; Myidae
Exons: 1
Coding region: 485-1936 (483 amino acids)
Source: RefSeq, a predicted model, not a curated record